AUACCAUGAAUCAUUUGUAAGUAAUUUCUGGCAUUAUAACCUUUUGUUUUCAAAGUGCUACACGGUCCAGGGGCACAGAUGAUGGUGGCUGUCAAAUUAUUUAUUUUGAAGAAGGUUUCAUGUUAUAGACCGACAACCAUUCCAUAAACACAAGCUAAAAGCUGCUGUAAAUGGAGCUGGUUUUUCCUGUUCUCUAUAGUACGUCAUGCAUUAGAGAAUGUGGAACAAAAUUCCCACAGAAUGCUUUUCAGUUUGACGGUACCAGAGUUAUCCGACAGCAUUGGUGUCAGACAAUGUCAGUCCUUUUUUUGUAUUUGCAACAUGGCUUCUUCGUUCUGUCUCUACAUGCUAGGAGUAACUCUGAUUUCUGGGAGGUUGGUACUCUGCGAUGUUACACCGUCACUUUUUGAAGCUUAUUUACCUGGAGAUAUUGUCCUCGGGAUUCUGAGCUCAAUUCACUCUACGUUUACAGUGUUUAAUGCCUCAAAUCGUCCGUACACACCAUGUGAAGACUUUAAUUCAAUAUCUUUUGUACAAUCUUUGGCAAUAAUCCAAACCAUUGAAACUAUCAAUAACUCAAGCUUUCUGCCUGGAAUUCAGCUUGGAUAUCUGAUGUGUGAUCCAUGUGUGUGUGCGUCGAAAGCCUUGCAUUGUGUGGAGCACAUGCUUGCAGUUAAUGGGUCACUUCCUGUUCUCAUUGACUACUCAAAUUUCAGUUCACCUGUCAAGGCAUUUUUGGGAGAAAGAUACUCUGAAUUAUCCAUUCCUGUUGCCAAACUGCUUAGUCUCUACAUGAUUCCUCAGAUCAGUUGCACAGCUUCAGCACCCAUUCUAAGUGACAAGCUGCGUUACCCAUCAUUCUUUCGAGUCAUUCCAAGUGAUAUAUAUCAGACACAGGCACUGGCAAAGCUCAUGAGGCAUUUUUCCUGGGACUGGGUUGGGGUGGUGACCCUGGAUGAUGACUACGGCAAUGCAGCACUCGAGAAUUUUCUACUGGCUGCAGAGAAAGUAAAUGUGUGUGUGGAGUUCCAAGAAGUGUUACCAACCAUUGAUAUAUCUGAGCAGAGCAUUAAGAAGGUGGGUGAUCGCAUUCGAUCCUCUAGUGCCCAGGUUGUGUUGCUCAUUUUAAGAGUUCAACUGGUGGAGAUGCUCUUUAAAGAGAUGAUUAAGACGAACACUAGUCGUACCUGGAUAGCCAGUGAUGCCUGGUCUAUGGCAGGCUCCUUAAUGACGAUGGAAGACAUAAACAAAGUAGGAGACAUCUUAGGUUUUACAUUUGUCACUGGUGAGAUUCCAGGUUUUAAAGACUAUCUCCAGAACCUGAAGCCAAGCCCAGGAGCAUGGAAUAACUUCAUCAGGGAGUACAAACAAAAGAGUUUCGGCUGCAUUCCCGGUCAAAAUUCUGAGAACACACAUGAAUCUGCUUGCAAGACUAACCCCCAGGAGAUGAAUUAUGUCUCCCUGCUCAAUUCUGUGGACCUCACAGCUACAUAUAAUCAGAGAGUUGCAGUCUACGCCAUAGCUCAUGCUAUCAAAAAAAUUCUUGAAUGCAACAACACUGCCUGUCCUGGAGAUGUCAACUUUCCACUAGAGAAGGUAAAAUCAUGCCUGGGGAUGAGCUUUUACAAUGAAAUACUGAGUGAUAUGAAAUCCAGAAAAUUCCUCAUAAGCAAGAAAGAUGUGGAAGUCUAUGAGCACAAAAUCCUGUGGUCCAUCAACACGGUGCCCUGGUCUAGGUGUUCAGAGACUUGUCUCCCUGGCACAGAGAAGAAGAGUGUGUUAAAUAUUCCAUGUUGCUAUAAGUGCAUUAAUUGUAGUGAAGGAUACUUUUCUAACACAACAGAUCAAGACACUUGUCAAAAAUGUCCAAAUGGUUCUUCUUCUCUUCCGGGUUCAUCAGAAUGUCAGGAGUGGAAGGUUGGGUAUUUGAAGUGGUCUGACGCAUAUUCCAUCGCGGUGAUGAUUGGUACAGGAGUCGGCAUACUGCUGCUGAUCUUCUCAUUCAUCUUUUUCAUUUUACACAGAGACAAUCCCAUCAUCAAAGACACUUUAAUAUAUUCUUGUAUUAUGAAAUUCGGUCUUAUUGUGAGUUUUGGAGGUGUCGUCAUGUUUUUAGGCAGGCCAUAUCUGCAUCAUUGCAUGGCACAACAGGCCAUGUAUGGUCUUGGAUUUACGCUGUGUGUGUCCUGCAUUCUGAUGAAGGCUUUUCGCACCUUCAUAUCCUAUGUGGCCCAUGAUCCACACACACAGCACAAGUUGCUUAUGAUUAAUAAGCCGAUUGUCAUCAUAGGCAUCUUUACUGCUAUUCAGGGUCUCAUUUGCAUCUUCUGGUUUGUAUUAGAUUGCCCAGCUGUUGAGAAGGUUGAAUUAAAAUCUCAACUUACCAUGAACCAUCUGUGCACCCAAGGUGCAUCCAGGAUCUGCUUUUGGGUGAUGCAUGCAUACAUCGCAGUUCUAGCCACGGUGUGUUUCCUGUUGGCCUUCAAAGGCAGAGAUGAUGAGACAGACCCUAUUGUCUUCAGCAUGCUCAUCCAUCUGUUUGCUUGGCUUUGCUUUAUUCCGGUCUUUCUCACGCAGUAUGAACAGCGACCCAUUACCCAGAUCUCAGCCAUCAUGGUCUCCAAUUAUGGAGUCAUCUUCUGUCACUUCACCCCAAAGUGGUUUAAGAUUAUCUCAGAAAAAGUUGAAUACAACAAUGCAUUGAAAGUCAUGGACAGCCAGUCAACAGAAACAGUUUCACAGUCAGCAAUAGGUUCUGUUUCCUCAUGGGUUUCAGAGGAUUCUUUACCAUUACCAAGCCCCAUGUCUUCAACACUAUCAGACACUGCAGAUGUUGAAAUACCCGGUGAGGAUAAUCAACGAAAUAUAGGUAGCUCAGAGGACUCAAUAACGACACCAAGCACAACGUCAUCAGAACAGCUGACUGUCGCAGACGAUGAAAUGUUGGAUUUGGGUAAUGUAGGGAAUACAGAUAGCUCAGAGGACUCAAUACCAAGAACAUUAUCAACACUUUCAAGCACUCAAGACAAUGACAUGUCCUCUUGGGAUAAUGAACUGAGUAUAUGUGGCUCAGAGCACACAAUAACAAUAUCAAGCACAUCAUCAGACCAGCUCUCUAUUGCGGACGAUAAAAUGUCAGAUUUGGAUAAUGUACCGAAUACAGAUAGCUCAGAGGACCCAAUACCAACAUCAAGCACAAUAUCAACACUAUCAAGCACUAGAGACAUUGACAUGUCCUGUUGGGAUAAUAGACUAAAUAGAGACACCUCAGAGGACACUACAAUUACAACAAUAACAAAUACAGCACAGUUCACUACUGCAGACACUGAAAUGCCAAACUGGUAUCACAGACAGAAUACUGUUUCCAUUAGACGUCGGAGAACGAGGAGUUUCUAACCCACUUCAUGGGAGUUGUUCAACAAAAGAGUCAUGUAUAUACAAAAAGAAUAAUCUAAUCCUGCAUUUUAUCAGAGGCCUUUUCUACUUUAAAGAGAAAAUCCAUCAUUAAUAAUUUGCAUAUUAGUCUGUGGGUUCUGGGUUCCUACAUCACCCACAUUGCUGUUUGACUACCUGCUGAUAGUGGUGCAGUGGGAUUUAGACCUUACUUCAUCUCCACCUAAAGAAAGAGACAUAGCAAUGCUUUCAUUCUUUCAGGCUGAUUUAUAUGUCUGAGAGCAUGGCAGGGUGUUGUGUGUGGAUACUCGCAUAGGGGAACACCAUAAAUGUCGUCAUCAUCACAAAUGGAGAAAACAGAGUACCACAGUGACAUCACCAAGAACAGGACGUCUCUCCAAACUGACAAAAGUGCAAGAAGGAAUCUUAUCAAGGAGCCUCCCAAGAGACCUACAGCAGCAUUAAAGGAGCUGCAGGAAUAGCUGGCAAGUACUGGUCACCCCCUGCAGGUGACAACAAUCUCUUGUAUUCUUCAUAUGUCUGGGCUAUGGAGUAGUGUACCAUGUGGCGAAAAGUGUUAUGGUCUGUUAAAGUAGGUUAUUUUUAUUAUUCUAAAAGAUAUGUUUGGUGCAAAAAACAAGACAGCAUAUCACCCAAGGAACACCAUGCCCAUGGUGAAGCAUGGUGGUGGCAGCAUCCUUCUAUACAGCUGCUUCUCUUAAGCUGGGACUUUUUGUAAGGAAGAGUUGAAGAAAACCGCCAAAUGAAGAUGUGCUACAUUGAUAGACUCUUAACUAAAAACAUUGAAUGCUGUACAACAAGCAAAAGGGGCUUUAACAAAGUGUUAGUUAAAGGGUGUGCAUACUUAUCCAACCAGGUCGUUUUAUGUUUUUCUUUUUUCCCCUAAAACUUUCCUAUUUGUUUUUCACUUGAAUUUUGUCCGUUUCUAAAUCACAUUAAACAAGAAAUUGUUAAUUUAACUAAAAUGAUUGCUGCAAAAUGUGUUUUCACAUUAGAUUUGUUUUACCUUAUUAUUAGAAAUUAGGUCAAAAAAUCUUGGAAUAAAAGAUAACUACUCUAAAAUUUAUGCCAAAGAGCUGACAGUAAGAAAUACUAUUUAACAUAUUGUGAUAAGAAGAAAUAUAUGAAGGUUUCUUCCAUUGUCUCUAUUUUCAAUCAAAUUAAAACAAAUCUAGAAAAAAAGCUGAUUUUUUAAACAAUCAUAUUUCUUGUUUUCCUUGACCACAAUGAUAU
Pangasianodon hypophthalmus (striped catfish) is the source of this 4647-nucleotide messenger RNA. RefSeq names its product G-protein coupled receptor family C group 6 member A. The record is from RefSeq and is a predicted model, not a curated record. The transcript has 6 exons. Gene Ontology annotation, molecular function: G protein-coupled receptor activity. Gene Ontology annotation, cellular component: membrane. Gene Ontology annotation, biological process: G protein-coupled receptor signaling pathway. Bases 241 to 3396 code for a protein of 1051 amino acids. Lineage: Eukaryota; Metazoa; Chordata; Actinopteri; Siluriformes; Pangasiidae.